Molecule: messenger RNA, 1772 nt
Organism: Cydia amplana
Lineage: Eukaryota; Metazoa; Arthropoda; Insecta; Lepidoptera; Tortricidae
Product: spondin-2-like
Exons: 11
Coding region: 57-1697 (546 amino acids)
Biological process (GO): cell adhesion
Cellular component (GO): extracellular matrix
Source: RefSeq, a predicted model, not a curated record
GUCCUUUCAAAUGGUUACAACUAGUGAUCAAAAGUGUAACCGAAUAGGUUUCCAAAAUGCUUAAGUCGUUCAGUAUCGAUUUCCCUUUCUUCAUGAUUUUACUUUUACAAAGUGUCCUGUGCGACGAAAGUUGUAGAGUACCUUUAGGCAUUAAGACGCCCGCUUUGCCUCCUGAUGACCGCUAUAUAAUCGAUAUUAAUCCCCCUGUCGAUAAUUACGUACCAGAAGGAACUUACACCGUUAUCCUUAAAUCUAAAGACGGGAAAGCAAAGUUCAUAGGUUUCACUAUUUGGUUGACGGGGCACAGCGCGGAAAAUCCUGACAACAAAAGGAAACCGAAGAUUUUUUUGGCUGGUCAGUUAUUACCGGAUGAUCCACUAACGAAAUUUGGAGACCGAGAAUGUCCCAAUAACACAGUAAUUCAGACUAAUUUGGUACCUAAGAAUAUCGUGCAGGCCAAAUGGAAAGCUCCACCCAAAGGCCAAGACUGCGUGACCAUCCACGCAAUGGUGGCGAUCAGAAACGACAUGUACUACAGCGGCCUGACACGACGCGUGUGCGAGGACGUGCGCAAACUUGAAGACAUGCCGCCGGACGAAAGCCCUAAUUGCUCUGUGUGUGAAGAGGCCAGGUAUAAGGUGACAUUCGAAGGCCUAUGGUCUUAUAAUACACACCGUCCCUUGUACCCCAUGUCUAACACGAGUAUGCCCUCAUUCAGUGAUAUAGUGGGAGCAUCACAUAACAAAAACUUUAAAAUCUUUAUCAUCAACAAAGAGGCUUCCGAGGGAGUUAAAACACUCGCUGAACAGGGGAAUACUACAGUACUGGAGUUGGAUAUGCAGGAAAAGAUUGGCAAAAGUGUUCGAAGCAUAAUCAAGGCAACGAGGCCCCGCACUACAAAUGCGGCCACCUCCGCGAUAUUCCGUGUGAACCAGAAAUACCACCUAGUGUCGGUGGUGACAGCUAUCCUGCCAUCGCCAGACUGGUUCUUAGGGGCAUCCAACCUAGAACUCUGUGACGCGAGAAAUCCAAAUACAUGGGCACCAAACAUAAAUUAUAAUCUCUACCCAUUGGAUGCGGGAACCGACAAGGGAUCGGACUUUAAUUCAGCGAACGACAACCUCAUGCCUCCUCAGGCGAUAGGCAAUGUAAAAUUCCAAAACGCUCCCAAAGAAAUCAAGCCAUUCGCUAAGCUCCACUUCGAGUUGAUAAGAACAUUCAAACUUACUCCGGACUGCUUGAAAAAUAAGACUGAGACCUCCGGUGAGGAUGAAGGCGAAGGCAAUAACGACAACACUCAAGAAGAAGAAGAAAAAGAAGAUAAGGAAGAAGGUAAGAUGCAUAAUGAAUCGAGUGUAAAAACAACUGUCUCCAGUACCAGUGAAACAUCGUUAGUAACGGAUCCAGAAUCAUCGCCGGAGUGUCCCAUGUCGGCUUGGAGCGAAUGGGACGAAUGCGUUGCCAGCUGCGAGGGCGGCAAGCGCAGAGGGCAGCACAAGCGAGAGCGGUACCACUUGGUCAACAACCAUCCCGUCGAGUAUGGGGACGAUGAGGAAUACGAGAAGGUACCAGAAAGCUGUAGAGGAAUAGAAGAAUACGACUUUGAACUGUGCGAAGAAGACUGUGAAGAAACUUCGACAGCGGAGCCCGAAACGCAGCAACGACUCGCUCCAGGAAAAAGUUGGUGGUUCAACUAAUUGACCUUAAUUUGAGCCAAAUUAAAACAAUUUCAUGUCCAGCGACAGAGAUUAAUUAAACAAGUGUGUGUCACA